GUCAUUAAGGUGUGACCCGUCCUAACGCCGCAGGAGCGAGCCGGGGAUGGGGACGGGGCCCGCUGCUCCCCGGCACCCCGUGGCCGCCCGGACGGAGCCGCGUCCUGGCCUUGCUGCCGACCUCUCCCUGCCCGGCCCGGGGCUGGGCCACGGCGCUGCACACGUGGCCGCCAGUCGGAAGGGCAGGCUGUCCUGCCGCUGCAGCCCUCCCUUCCCACGUGAAUUGGAGAGCUCCAGGCUGGAACCCGAGUCCUGCAUCGAUCCACACUGCAUCUUAAAUCCCGCAGCAGCUGAAGCAAGCGGUUUUAGUGCAAGGGUGGGGGUGUUUUUCUCCGCAGGCGAGCUGUCUCCUGUGUCGGGGUGAGAUGGGCUCUCUUCCUGUUCCAGUAAUGUGGUAUUUGGCACGGGGACCUUGCCCCCGUCAGCAUCUAACGGCGGUGCUGUGAGGCAGUGCGCAGAGCUCUGCUGCCGGGCUGUGUCCGUAGGAAGCAUCCUGGGCUCUAGCAGGGUGCAGGCACCGUGAGGCUGCUGCGAAGGGAGGGAGGCUGGGCACAGGGGUCCCAGCAGAGCCUUCCGUGCGUGGCCAUCUCCCUGCACAGCGAGGGGCUGCAGCCAAGUGGGACCUGCGGGACAGCGGGGCUGUAGGAAUGCUGCCUGCGUGGGGGCUGCUGUGCGCAGCCUCCCCAGGGCAGCGUGGCAGGCGAGGGGCCCCCUCCGGCACUGCCCUCCCCCAGCUGUUGCUGGGGUGGGGACGUGGGUUCCUGCUCCGCUAAGCCCCGGAGCUUUUCUCCUCUAAAGCCUGAUUACUCUGGCGGUGCCUGUGCGUGCGUGCAUGCGUGCGUGCUCGGGAGGGGAGGAGGAGGAAUUUCACAACAACAAGUGUUUGCAGCCACGCUGGGCCCAGCUGCCCCCGACGCGCCCGAGGGGCUGCGGCGUUGCUUCUGCACGGAGGAACCGCACCGAGAGGGCUCUCCCAUCACCUCUGCCGGAGCGGCGGUGCCUGUGGUGGCCGUGCGGGCAGAGCACACCGGGGCAUGGCACCGGCGGGUGGGCAGGCAGGCAGCGAGGGGCUUGGAGGUGGAUGCUGAGGCUGCCCUGGGGCUCCCGUCACCCGUCCAGUGCUGGAGCGCAGCGCUGGCCUGGGGCCGAGGGUGAAGGAAGAGGAUGAGGAGGGCAGCCUAACUGUGCUGGGCGAGCAGCAUCUGCAGGGAGGGUGUGGGAGCCGUGGUACGCCAGCUCUGGCUCCUGCGUUGGGGCAGCCUGUAGGCGCCUGCCCUGCCUUCCGCUGCGGGGCCGCACGCUGCUGGAGCAGAGCAGGAGAGGAGACCCGUGACUUCCCUGGGGUUUCAGUCCCUGGGGGAGGAGCGGCAGGCACAGAGAGACCUUAAGCUGUGCGGUGACAUUGCUGCCGGGCCAGGGCUUCCUUUGUGCCCCCCGAUUUCUGUCUGGAUGGCGACCCUUUUAAAGAGCAGCGGAACGGAUCUCCACCGAGAGCCGUAUGUUUUGUAUCAGAGCCGCAGAGUAUGUCUUUGCACUGAAAUUGUACUGAAGACCUUUGCAGUCGACCCUGGAGGAUACGCCCCGUUCAUGAGCGUUCCCGUUUAAGCUUUCUCUGGUGGCUGGUGUGCUGGUGCUACAAGAAGGGCUUUGGGGGUCUUCUGCUUUGGUUUUGGGGUGCUUUUUUUUUGGUUUGGUUUUGUUGUUCUGCUCCGUGCACCAUGUCGAAUUCGGGCUCCCAUCAAGACACUGGGAACAAGCCAGAGACGGAAAAAAAUAAUCAAGAUGACUCUCAUCCCCCUGUCAACUCCGAAAGGAGGAACAAAAGUGGAAUAAUAAGUGAACCUUUGAACAAAAGUCUUAAGAAGUCCCGUCCACUCUCCCACUAUUCCACCUUUGGUAGCAGCAGCUCGGUAAGCGAACAUUCAGAGAAAGGCAACCCCUUAACUAAUGGCAACGAAGCAACUGUGGAAAAAAGUAAUUCUACCUCAAAGCACAAAAACAUCUCUAGUAUGCUGAGCAAAUUAGACAGGGUGUCAGAAAUCUCCUCAGAAGGACAGAACGCCCUACAACAGUUUGCUCAGUCGACAGAAAUGCUCAAAAGAGUGGUACAGGAGCAUAUUCCUCUAGCAAGCGACCAUGGGACUGGUAUCUCUGAUAUGGAGGCAGUCUCAGCUGCAGAGACAAUGAACAGCCCCUCUGAUUUUCCUUACCUGGGGGCUUUUCCCAUCAACCCAGGCCUUUUCAUUAUGACCCCUGCUGGCGUGUUUCUGGCAGAGAGCGCGCUCCAUAUGGCUGGCUUGGCAGAGUAUCCAAUGCAGAAUGAAUUGGCAUCUGCCAUCAAUUCGGGGAAAAAGAAACGGAAAAGAUGUGGCAUGUGCCCGCCCUGCCGAAGACGGAUAAACUGCGAGCAGUGCAGCAGUUGUAGGAAUCGCAAAACUGGCCACCAGAUUUGCAAAUUCCGAAAAUGUGAAGAACUCAAAAAGAAGCCUUCUGCAGCACUGGAGAAGGUGAUGCUUCCUACAGGAGCCGCGUUCAGAUGGUUUCAGUAGGAACGGGAAUCCCAAAGCUCUGUCAUCCAAGUGCAAUGUCACUGCUUGCUUGUGUUGUCUCAGGCAAGGGAUUUUUGGCUGAAAUGAAUGGAUGCACCUGUGUCUCUUUAGAACCAAAAAUAUUUUCUCGCAAAUUUCAUUCCUGUUUUUAUAAUUUUUUUUUUUGCGUUUGUUUAACAUCUUCGAGUCCUAGUCAGACAUUUAACUGCUUUUCAAAUAAAAUAAUUAAAAGAAAAAAACAAUGGAUCUGUAAAGUACCAAGACUUAAUAGACAGAGUAUGGACAAUCAGUUUCUUUCUGUGUUUUGGUGUUGAUGUUGUUUAUGUGUGAAAGAUGCAGUACUUGUGUAGGGAAUGUAAAUUUACAGUAACCUUUUAAAAUCUAGUUACUAAUAAGCACUACUGUAAUUUAGCACAGUUGUUUAAUUGCACCCUCAUUUAUACUUUUUAUUUGAUUAUUUCCCAUCAUACAAUAGAGUGGAUAGUUUCUAGAAUGCCUCAACUUCAUGUUUAUAAAUGAGAAUAUGUUUAAAGCGAUGUAGUAUCCCUUCUCCUAGCCAUUCACGUAUGUAAGUUUAACCAGCAAGAGGUUUGGUAUAAAAGAUGGAAGAAAACAAUUGCUACAAAAAUGGUGGUCUUUGAAAAAGGAAAAAAAGAGUAAAAAAAAAAGAAAAAAAUGUCAUUGUUAGUUUAUUAAUAUAGAACAAGAAAUACUGCAUACAGAAAAAAUCCUAAUUGCAAUGGUUUACUUCUAGAAGUAAUUUUUGUAAACUUACUAAAGUUAAAAUUAAAAUAAAAAUAAUAUUGCAGGACCUGUGCUGAAGCAGUUAUGAAAAGUGAUAUUUCUCUUCUGUUCAAAUCCCCGUCUCUCCAGCUCUCUACAUCAUUAAAUUGAAAUGCUGUUUGUAAUGUUUUAGCGAUCCAGGCUGUUUUUGUGAAUAAAAUGAAUGCAUGUUUUGUGUCAUGA
This is a messenger RNA of Cygnus atratus (black swan), 3515 nucleotides long. It is a transcript of the gene CXXC5, whose product is annotated as CXXC finger protein 5. The record is from RefSeq and is a predicted model, not a curated record. Bases 1719 to 2549 code for a protein of 276 amino acids. Lineage: Eukaryota; Metazoa; Chordata; Aves; Anseriformes; Anatidae. Gene Ontology annotation, molecular function: methyl-CpG binding; zinc ion binding. Gene Ontology annotation, cellular component: nucleus. The transcript has 3 exons.